This is a messenger RNA of Synchiropus splendidus (mandarinfish), 389 nucleotides long. RefSeq names its product protein S100-P-like. Gene Ontology annotation, molecular function: transition metal ion binding; calcium ion binding. The coding region runs from base 70 to 333 and encodes 87 amino acids. NCBI's taxonomy places the organism in Eukaryota, Metazoa, Chordata, Actinopteri, Syngnathiformes, Callionymidae. Gene Ontology annotation, cellular component: extracellular exosome; cytoplasm. The record is from RefSeq and is a predicted model, not a curated record. The transcript is spliced from 2 exons. Gene Ontology annotation, biological process: endothelial cell migration.
UAAAAGGCUCGUGCUCCAACUCUUCUUCCGACACUUCUCCCUCCCGGACACCCGACCGACGACCUCAACAUGUCAGAUCUCACAGUCGCCAUGGCCCUUCUCAUGAAGGUCUUUGACAAGUAUGCGUCGGUAGAUGGGGACCCAAAAACUCUGAACAAGGCUGAGGUGAAGAAUCUGCUGACGGCUGAGCUACCUGGACUCGAGCAGGCGAUUGAGUGCAAAGACAUGGCUGCCAGCUUGAUCAAAGAUCUGGAUAUAAACAGCGACGACAAGCUCGACUUCACCGAGUUUAUGGUGCUGGUGACGGCGCUGAGCUGCAUCCUCAAGGAUUAACCCAGAACCAGAGGCUGUCUCAGACUGUGUUGUUAACAUCAAAUAAAACCAUGAAA